AUGAAUGACCAAGUUGCAGAACAUGUGGCACCUCUUGUGCCAGAAAAUUCUAACAGAGAGAAUCCAGCAAGCAAUGCACAAAGGGUGAUACCUGCACCCUUCCCUCAGAGACUGGUCAAACAAAAGAAGGCAGACCAAUACAAGAAGUUCAUGGAGAUGCUGCGUCAAAUUCAGUUGAAUAUUCCUUUGAUGGAUGCCUUGAGGGAGAUGCCUGCCAAGAUGAUGAAAGAUCUAAUGUCACAGAAGUUUGAUUUUCAGGAUCUAUCCACUGUAACUCUAACACAGACCUGCAGCACAGUGAUGGCAAAACGGAUGGCUCAAAAGAUGUCGGACCUAGUGAAGAGGCCCACUGGUAUUCUUGAUGAUGUGUUGGUGCAAGUGGGGAAGUUCGUGUUCCCUGCAGACUUUGUUAUCCUGGAUUGUCAGGUGGAUGAGGAGAUACCCUUUAUUUUAGGGAGACCAUUUUUAGCCACUGGGAGAGCACUGAUCGACUGUGAGACUGGGGAAUUAAAAAUGAGAUUGAACGAUGAAGAAGUUAUAUUCAAUGUUCAGAAAUCUAUGAGGAGUCCUAGUGAAUAUGCUAAUUGCUCUCUAGUGGAGGUCGUGGAUGUAAUCCUGCAAUAA
Nicotiana tabacum (common tobacco) is the source of this 624-nucleotide messenger RNA. The record is from RefSeq and is a predicted model, not a curated record. NCBI's taxonomy places the organism in Eukaryota, Viridiplantae, Streptophyta, Magnoliopsida, Solanales, Solanaceae.